Molecule: messenger RNA, 1356 nt
Organism: Entamoeba invadens IP1
Lineage: Eukaryota; Evosea; Mastigamoebida; Endamoebidae
Exons: 2
Coding region: 1-1356 (451 amino acids)
Source: RefSeq, a predicted model, not a curated record
AUGAGUGAGGACAACACAGAAAACACGACAAAUAACACUAAAUGGGGUAUCCGUAAUGUCGAUUUGUACCAGAAGAAGCAGUACAAUGCGGAGAAACACGAUGCUGAGGAGAAUGCGGAGGAGGCGAUGAAUAUUCAAAAAGAGCAACUUAAGAACCUCCAAGCCGCCGAUUUCUCUGGAUUUGGGGACUUUGAUGAGAUCUUAAAAACGGUCAAAGAAGCUCCAAUAGAGAAGACUGAGGAAUACAAAUUAAAGAAGUUCAAUGAAAUGAUUAAUAAAAAGAAUUUGGAGUUGGACGGCAAUGAAGAUGAAAACAUUCAAGCGAUUCGAGCCGUUUACCCUGAUUUCAUGAAACGGCUUGAAGCGGCACAAACAGUUACUUUUAUGAAGCGAGCAGGGUCUGGUAUAAUGAAGAAAUUGACUGCCAUCAGAGAAGACGCUGAAAAGUGUUUUUUACUGAAUGUGUUGAGUGAAGUGUUAUGUAAAGGAAAUAGUACAGAUGUUCACCCCUCUUCUGAGGAUGCCCAAAAGUUCUUAGAGUGUCUUCAGACAUCGCAAAGUUAUAUAAAAACCAUAGGAAACAAGACAAUAGAAGCCGUCUAUAAUGGGACUUAUAAGGAUUUGAUACAACAAGAGGAAGAGAAUGGAACUCCUAUGGAACUUGAGAACCCUAAACUGUCUGAGAUGGACAUUGAAAAUGAAGACAAUGAAAAUUCCGACUCCCUUGCAGAAAAGGCAUGGAAGAACAAGGCAAUGAAAUGGAAGAAGAAGAGGCAAAUUGGGUCAACGGUGAUGACUUUGAUACUUCUGAAAGAACGCGCCAACGAAGUCCAGCGCCGUAAGAUCUUAACUGGGGAGGAAGAUGCCAACACGGAGAAAGCGGUGAAGAUAGGUCGAGACGUGAAAAGUGCAAAAGAGCUCCGUGAAGACUCAAAAGCUAUUAAAAAGCCACAAGAAGAAGAAAAUGAAGAAGAAAGUGAAGAAUCCGAAGAGGAAGAAGUCUUUAGCGAAAAUGAAGAAAACAAAGAGGCCGAUCGAAUGCUCACAAAAUUACGAGAAAAGAGAAAACGGAUCGAAGACAGUCGAAAAGAACGGUUAGAAAAACAACGCGAAAUCGAAGAAAACGAAGACAAUGAGAGAAGACCAGUCGGUAAAGUCAUUCAACAUGGAAGAGGCUUCACUAAACAAAGAAAGCCUCAACACGCCCGUUUGAGAAUUCGUAAAUUGUAUGACAGAAAGACUCGUCACGACAACAAAGUCUCAAAGAAAUUGGCUAGACCUGUCGGAGCAAAAUACAGUGGAGAAAGAAAAAUCGACGAUAUGGCUAUCCACUCAGUCAAACUCAGUAGAGAUUAA